Aphanomyces astaci is the source of this 2123-nucleotide messenger RNA. RefSeq lists its product as hypothetical. Lineage: Eukaryota; Oomycota; Saprolegniomycetes; Saprolegniales; Verrucalvaceae. The transcript has 2 exons. The coding region runs from base 1 to 2013 and encodes 670 amino acids. The record is from RefSeq and is a predicted model, not a curated record.
AUGACAGCAUUGUGUUCGGCGACCAAGUCGGCAACGUGGCUGCACCGAGCGCAGUCCGUUGUCCCUGUGUCCAUGGAGAAUCGAAGUACCAUGCGAGUGUAUGCACAAGACGAAUCCCCCAUCCGUCACAACCUACUUGACGCCGCCAACCACAAACGGACGUCCAAGGCGAUGAUGCUUCCCUUGCACAUUGGGACUGGUGGAGUCGAGUUGAAAGUGGACGAGUUUGUGCCCAAGACCUACAGGAAGUACGCAUCCUCAUUGCCCAGCGUACCCGCAUGUCCGGUUGUUCCGACAAAGGAUAUUCCAUCUCCCUCAGUGGCAACAGAAAUCCCGGAGGAAAAAUUCCCUGGUCCAUUAACCGAGAAUCCAGACAUGGAGAGUACUCGCACGUCUGUAAACGUUGUUCCCAUUGCUCCUACUGCGACGACGAGCGACCUCCUGGGCAGAAGCGUCCGCAAGUUCUUUGAUGGGUUUGGGUGGUAUGAUGGCAAGGUGACAAGUCGAUGGGAAUCCCUCGAUUACGGAGAACAAUUCCACGUGGUGUACACUGACGGCGAUUCCGAAGACUUGACCCUCGACAUGCUGUCACCGCUCCUGCAGCCAACUUCUCCGAUCCGUCUAGCGACAGAACCAAGUGCCGUCAGCCGUCCAUGUGUUGCCGAUGGUGUCCAGGGCAACGGGGUUGACUUGCCAGCCAGUUGCUCGCUGCCAACCAAAGCCGCCCUUCCUCAAGAGCCUUCCCGCCGUCGUCGAAAGAGUCCGCUACCGGCGGCAUCCGCAUCCCCAAAUCAGCGAGUGACACGUGGUCCAUCAAAGGUGCCGUCGCUCCCAGCUACGUCGUCAGUCCAUGAGCUUGCUUCGUCGGCGCCUCGGGCGACUUCCUUCCCUCGUCCAGCUGAAGUGCUCGACUUGACCGCAUCCGAUGACGAACUUGUGUCGUCGUACUCGUCCAUGCCGCCUCGGAGUGUCCAACCCCAGUUCCACCACCAGCCUACCCACGCAACGCGACGGUUUACUACCCCAGAAUACCACCAGAAGCCUCAAGCCUCAUCGCGGCAGUUGCCUCCCGUCAUGUCCCUUGGUUUCGGAGCAGCCGCGGCGCCACCACAACGACAGCCCCAUCAUCCUGUCUCCAUGUCGUCACGACUGCCCAGCCCACAACAACACGCGGGAAGCCCCGCCGAUGCCUUGCGCUGGGAUGGUGGACCGACCUUCCAUCAACCAAACCGCCAUCGCAAGUUGCCAUCUAUGAGACGAGUCCUUCGUCCUGCUUCGUCCGACCCCCCUCCCCCUCCACGGCCGCAGGAGAAUCCUCGGCAGCCCACCCACCACCAACAACCUUACCCCCCCCCACCGCAGCAGCAGCAUGAGCAGAGACCCCGCCAUCCUUCUCGCCCCGUAGACUCGGACUGGAGAUCCGACGACUACGUCCGCCGAAAGCGCAGCAGCGACGCCUUGUCGUCGUCGUCUUCGUGGCAAGAGCCCCAUCAAGUCCAAAGUCGACGCCCCCCAAUCGACAACUCGCUGGUUCCACCGCCGAAAUUGCAUUUCCAACACCGCCGACAUGACAUGACAGCAGCACUACCUAACCAACGCCCCCAGCCCCUCGGUCGAGCCCCCAACCUCCUCGCUCGGUUGCCAUCCAUGAUGCCAGCCAACGGCGGACCUCCCCCGCCGAUAGCUGCGUUCAACGACAUGCUGUACGAUGCUAUCCAACGGGCGACCACUGUCGAGUCGUUUGGCCGCAAGUUUGUACGAGUGUUGCUCGACGAUCCGCAAUACGACAAUUUUAUGGACGUGACGAGGCUGAGCGUCCGGUGUGGGCAGCGGCGCUACCGCAUGCUCGAGCGCUUCAUGGAGGACGUGUGGCUGCUCUCCGACACGGCCAAGCACAUGUUCCCCGUCGACAAGGCGCUGCACGACCAAGCGGCGGCGUUUGUUUCCGCCUUGUCCAAUGUCCUGCGCGAGUUGAAGGUGCCGCUGCGAGCGCUCCAAGGCCAGUUGACUUGACAACGUUUGUGGUUAGGUAGUUUUGUUUAUAGUGUAUGGCACUAAACUCCUCCAAUAUAGUAUGGCACUAAACUCCCCCAAUAUAGUAACGUUAGUAGUAUGGCACUAAA